GUAAAAUGGUACUUUUCACUUGCAAAUUAGUGCGGUAAAGUGCACUUUCCGCACGCUCAUAGGUAGAAAUUUAAAUAUUUGGCCUACCACUACUACUACUACUAGAGCCAUCUCUACAAUUUAUAAUCAAUUAGCAGACAUUUUACUUACCGCUUUUUGGGGUUUCAUUUGCAAUUGAAAAUUGAAAUUUUUCGCACCGAAACUGAACACUUUUAUUACACAGGGUGCAUUUUCUGGAAAGCGAAAACAUUUUCUUUUCGGGAACAAUUUAUUUUAGAACCAAAACAAUGUUUUUGAGGUUAUGUUGUAAGUAUUUUCAAAUAAUAUUGUAUAAAAAUAAUAGAUGGCGCCACGUGUUUUUUUUUUUUUUUAAAGUCACUAUGGCGAAAAUUGCCGUCUUAUUUUUGAUUAAUUUUUCAAAAUCCUAAAUAUUCAUAUCGAAAACGAGCAAGAAUAUGGCGGCAAAGUCGCGGUAUACUUCUAGAUUCCUAUAUAAAAUUAGCAAAAAAUAUCGGCCGCCACCUAUCGGCCGAUUUUGGUUCGAUUCAAAUUCGAAUUUGUCAGACGUUGCGAGGGCUCUGAAAACAUUUCUUCCGGAAAAAUGGACGACCAGCUUUUCACUGAAACGGAAAUGUUUAAUUUUCAGUGCCUACUGGCAAGAAUGAGCAACAACGGUAGAUAUAGACUGGAAAAAAAUCCAGAAUCGGAUCCGGUGAUUUUUCCUCGCGCCGCCCAGCAUUUGGGAACUGCUUCAACUAAUAACAAUAUGGGUUUUCAAAAUUUGCAAGGUAUUGCCAGAUACCACCUGCCGGCAGCAACUGUAACAAGCCAAGAGCCGGUAAAAGACCAAAGAAUAUACGACAAAAUCUACCACAAAUACAAAAACGUCAAUGGGGAAAAUAUUAAAGUUUUCGAGUGCCCAAUUUGCCAAAAAGAGUGCACUCACCAGUACACUCUUAACAGACACUUAAACACUCAUUUGACUGAAAGAAAUUAUUGUUGUUCCACUUGCGGUAAAGCGUUCAGGCAAAUGUCUACAUUGACUCAGCACAAGGCGAUUCAUUCUUCAAAGCGUCCGCACGUUUGUGAAGUUUGCCACAAGACCUUCAACCGAGUAUCAACGUUGAUUUCCCACAAAAAAACUCAUACUGGAAUCAAACCGCAUCAAUGCCAUUUGUGUCCCAAGGCUUUCCAUCAAAAAGGCAACUUAAGAAAUCACAUUUUCACUCACACCGGAGAAAGACCGUACAAGUGCGACAUAUGCAACAAAGGCUUCAAUCAAAAAUCGAAUUUGACUUGCCACAAGUCGCAAGCUCAUCAAGACCAAAACCACCUGUUGCCGCAAUACAACUGCGAAAUUUGCGACGCGUCGUUUUCGAAACGCUCCGAGAUGCGUUCGCACGAACAGCUCGAACAUGACACGGCCGGACCGCAAGACUUGAACGGCGCCGUGCGCGUCGAUCCGAUCAAAACGGACGCGAUGAGAGCGGCUUUAGCAGCCGGACGCACGCCGUUUGCGCUUCUCCGUCCGUUAUCCGGCGUGCCGGUUUUGGUACGCGUCCAUCCGGACGGCGACAAGCAGAUGCUUUUACCCGCAACCGCUGAGGAUUUGAAAAGAUUCGGUACCAUAUCGACUACAGCGAAAACGGUCGGUCAAGAUUCCUCUUCGGCCAAAGGUCGUAUUGUAGGAAUUUGGGUUCCAGUGGUGGCGACCGUGAUUCAAACGAGCAACGACAAAAAUGCCGCUCUAACGGUUCAAAGUCCCGGACAGGCGGGCGAUAUUUUGGGCGCGAGAGGCGGCGAAAUGACGGAUCCGAACGUCAACAGUUACGUUUACAUUGCGUCAAUGUUGGAGAACAUCGAGGAUCUUACCGACGGAAAUUUCCCUAAUCUGUCACAAUUAAAUUUUAAUCCGGCUUUGUUUGACAAUUACGAUAUCGAGUCAUUGUCAAUGGAUAAUAUGAAGUCUGGCAACGUCGCGCAAGACAUUGAAGUAGUGGAAAACGAGAUGCCAGAUUGCAAAGUUGAGUCUUCGGCCAAGGAUAAUAGUUACGGAGGAGAGUUGAAUUUGGCUGCGUUUAAUUGUUCCGAAUUCAUUGAUGCAAAGUUACUUGAAGGGGGUGAAGAUUAUUCUAUUUUGCCGUUCAACUAGUUUGGAAUUUUAGUUUUUGAAAGCCCUACAAUCUGUAUCUAGUCAGUUUAUAGCGCUUUCAUUAUAUGCUUCAUUCAAGAGUUAUUAAAUAUAAUUGGAAGUAUUU
Molecule: messenger RNA, 2258 nt
Organism: Ceutorhynchus assimilis (cabbage seed weevil)
Lineage: Eukaryota; Metazoa; Arthropoda; Insecta; Coleoptera; Curculionidae
Source: the annotation of a GenBank genome assembly